GUGGCGUUCAACUUAUAUAAAAUUGACAACAUCCGGCAGGGAAGGAGUUCCCAAUCAUUGAUAUUUUUGGAAUAUAUUUGUAUAUAAGCAUUUUAGGACAGAAAUAAGACUUGACAAUGGAUAAGUUAAAGAAAGCACUCAGUGGGGAUGAUGAUGAAGAGCAAGGCAUUGUGACACAGAUUAAUGAGGCUUCUACAUUAAGUUGGGAAACAAGAAUUAAGGGAUUUGCUAUCUGCUUCAUACUUGGUAUUUCCUUGUCAAUAUUGGGUUCUUGCCUACUAUGGGUGCCAAACAAUGGGCUGAUACUAUUUGCCUGCUUCUACACAGUUGGAAACAUCAUGUCAUUAGCAAGCACAUGUUUCCUGAUGGGUCCAGUAAAACAGUUGAAAAAGAUGUUCGCACAGACUAGAAUAUUUGCAACUAUUCUUGUAGUUGUCAUGUUUGUUUUAACAUUAGUUUGCGCUAUAGCGCUGAAAAAUCCAAUACUUACCCUCAUGUGCUGUAUUGUUCAGUUCCUGGCUUUGACCUGGUACUCUCUCUCAUACAUACCUUUUGCCAGAGAUGCAGUGAAGAAAUGUUUCGAGGGUUGUAUCUCGUGAGAAUGUCGGGUAACACAGCUUGGCAGCAGUAUUUAUAUGGCAUAAGUUUAUAGCAGAAAUAAUGAUAUGUACAGAACAUUACGUUCCUCAUUUAUAAGUUAAAUAUAGCAUUAAUAUUUUGUUAAUAGACUAACUCCGGAAUUAAGAAUAUUUGGAUUUUUUCCCAGCUAAUCCUUAGGUACAAACAAACUUCUACAGUUACAGCUUGGAAAAUGAGCGCAACAGGUUGACUAAUCUAUUGUGACAGGUAUUGCACUGUGAAGCUAUAACGGUAAAAAUUUGUACCUACAGAUGGGCUGGAAAAAAACCCACAUUUUCUGAGUUCCGAAUACAUCUAUUAUUUAAGUUUUGAUCAUAUUUCCAGAUAUUUUUCCCUUAUAUGUAUAUAAAACUACUUUGAAAUAAAUAGCAGAAACUAUAUCAUAUAUAUGUACAGAAGGUUAUGUUUCUCUUAUUUGAACAAUUAUAAUUUAAAUAUUCUAUUAAAUAUAUUUGUUUCAUCAAAAUUAUUUUCAUAUUUUUUCCCCCUCAAAAUAAAGUAAAAAAAAGUUGU
Molecule: messenger RNA, 1152 nt
Organism: Ruditapes philippinarum (Manila clam)
Lineage: Eukaryota; Metazoa; Mollusca; Bivalvia; Venerida; Veneridae
Product: vesicle transport protein SFT2B-like
Exons: 7
Coding region: 117-599 (160 amino acids)
Biological process (GO): vesicle-mediated transport
Cellular component (GO): membrane
Source: RefSeq, a predicted model, not a curated record